Arachis stenosperma is the source of this 1299-nucleotide messenger RNA. RefSeq lists its product as uncharacterized. Lineage: Eukaryota; Viridiplantae; Streptophyta; Magnoliopsida; Fabales; Fabaceae. Gene Ontology annotation, molecular function: protein dimerization activity. The coding region runs from base 1 to 1299 and encodes 432 amino acids. The transcript has 5 exons. The record is from RefSeq and is a predicted model, not a curated record.
AUGGUAAAAAAUGCUUCACACUUGUGUACUUUGUUUUCUGAGGUGAUUGAAUGGAUUGGCCCAAAUAAUAUUGUGCAUGUUGUGACUGACAAUGCGGCCAAUUAUGUUGCUGCUGGUAGGCUUAUCAAUAGAAAAUAUGAUAAUAUCUAUUGGUCACCAUGUGCUGCUCAUUGCCUUAAUCUUAUUUUAAAAGAUAUAAGCAGCAUGGCGCAUAUUUUUAACCUUGCAACUCGUGCUUCAAAGAUCACAGUAUUUGUGUACAAUCAUACGGUUUUCUUAUCUUGGCUAAGAGAAAGACCUCAUUGGAGAGAAAUUGUACGUCCUGGUGCAACCCGGUUUGCAACUGUGUUUAUUACAUUGAAGCGCAUCUUUGACCGAAGGAGUGCUACUGGUAGAGCUGUGAGUGCUAUUAUUCUGGACGCCAAAUUUUGGGACGAUUGCUUUACUGUAUGUAAACUUGUAAGCACUCUGAUUUACUUGCUGAGGGUUGUUGAUGCUGAUGACCCUCUAUCUUUGGGAUAUGUUUAUGAAGGAAUGCUAAGGGCAGAAGAUGCAAUUAAGGAGAUGUUUAGGCAAUCCAAGACUUCAUAUCAGCCGUACACAGAUAUUAUUAACUCAAGAUGGGACAAGCAUUUGAAGAAAGAUCUUCAUGCGGCAGCUUACUUCCUGAAUCCUAAAUUCUUUUUUAAUGAAAAUUAUAAAGAAGCACCUGAUGUUAUGCGAGGUUUGCUUGAUCUUGUUACCUUGUAUUGCAAGUGUAACAAUUUGGAUUCAGUUCAGGCAAUGAAAGAAAUACAUUUAUAUAGAGAUCGGAAGGAAAGUUUUGAUAGACAAGAAGUUAUUCCAGCUGCAUCUGAACUUACUGAUGAAUGGUGGAGGUUAUUCGGAGGCUCUGUUCCAUGUCUACAAAAGAUAGUUGUUCGCAUUCUUAGCCAAGCAUCUGCUUCUUCUGGGUGUGAGAGAAAUUGGAGCCUUUUUGACCAGAUUCAUACAAAAAGAAGAAAUAGAUUGGAGCAUGAUAGACUGAAUGACAUUGUUUAUGUUACCUAUAAUUUGCGUCUUAAAUCCAGUCAAGUUGACUUCUGGGUGACUGAAGAGGUUGUAGAGAAAGAGCCUGAUCUUCCUAGUAAUGUGGAUGACUUAUUGUGUGAAAUUGAUCCUGAUUUAUAUCAAAGUGGCGGUGGUAGUAGUGGUCUUUAUGCUGCAUCUCUUUCUUCUGCUGAUCAGGGUGGGAAUGAAGGUGAAGAUCAUCCCACCGAAACAGAUUUGCAACAAGUUCUUGCGGAUUUUGAUAAUUGA